Molecule: messenger RNA, 795 nt
Organism: Laccaria bicolor S238N-H82
Lineage: Eukaryota; Fungi; Basidiomycota; Agaricomycetes; Agaricales; Hydnangiaceae
Exons: 3
Coding region: 1-795 (264 amino acids)
Source: RefSeq, a predicted model, not a curated record
AUGAGGAGCCUUUGCCGCUGUCUCCAAAACUUUCCGCGUACGCUGCUCAUGCGUUCAAUGGGAACAACCGCGCCAGCGGUAUCAUCCGAGCAGGAUCUAUCGACAGAGGAGAAGCCCCUCUACGGCACGGUUGCCUCACAUCGUAGCUACAUCUUCCUACACUCUCCAAUACCACCUACCAAGUUCCCCUCGAGAAUGACGACGACUCUGCAGCGCGCUUUACAACUACGCGCGUCGAAGUGGGGCGGGAUCGUCAAUUUUUCGUGGUCCGAAGGAGGAGAUGAUAGUGUGGACGCGCCGCAGGGUGCCACUGUGUUCUCGGCCUUGGGUGGGCGUUUGGACCUCCAAAACCUUGUGUUGGAGGACGUGGACAGUGUGGAUGCCGUGUUGAGGGAACACGCCGAGGGUCUGCAUCCCAGUCACCCUCGUGAAGACACGGAGAUCCAUCUGUACGUGUGUACGCACGGUGAGCGGGAUUGUAGGUGCGGCGACAUGGGUCAGAAGGUUGUUAGUGCUUUGAAGAAGGAAGUGAUGGAGAGGGGGUUAAGCGCGGACAGGGUUAGGAUUGGGGAGGUGGGGCAUGUUGGUGGGCACCAAUACGCUGCGAACGUUUUAGUUUUUCCGCACGGCGAAUGGUUGGGACGGGUAACACCAGAGACUGUCCCCGACUUACUCACCGCCGUCCUUGCGAGCCCCAGGAGGCCUUUUACGCCUUCAGACCCUCCUUUGCUUAGAAAUCAUUGGAGGGGACGCACAGGGUUGGGGAAGGAGGAACAGGUAGCGUUCUUUGAGUAA